Messenger RNA from Alternaria rosae, 796 nucleotides. RefSeq lists its product as uncharacterized. The transcript has a single exon. NCBI's taxonomy places the organism in Eukaryota, Fungi, Ascomycota, Dothideomycetes, Pleosporales, Pleosporaceae. The record is from RefSeq and is a predicted model, not a curated record. The coding region runs from base 7 to 747 and encodes 246 amino acids.
CUUAGAAUGACAGACCUCAUUAAUCUAUCAGCAAGAUACGUCAUCAAAACAGAUCAGUUCGGACCAGAAAGCGCGCUCGCAUCCACUCCAAACAAUGACACCCUCGUUCUAGAGUCCAUUUCAAGUGACACGACUCAGAGUCAGCUAUGGUACUUCGAAGAGACCGAACUUGACGACUACUACCGCCUGCACACCGAAGACAAGGGCGACGGCAACUCUCUCAGCACGUAUAAUUACGAAGGAAGCCAGACAACAGAUUUGCGUUUCCGCGCCGACGAAGACAUAGACGCACAGUACUGGCGACUAGACGUACAAAGCGAUGGAAAUUUCAAAGUUAGCAACAAUCGCGCCGGCCCGGGGAGUUAUCUCGAUGUCGAAGAUGGGAGCCUGAAGCCAUUUCUCGCACAAGGGAAUUUGGGCAAUGGGGAAUGGACACUUAGCAUUUUUGGCGCUGCUGCGGCUACACCCACCCCUACCGUCUCCACCUCCUCUGGUGUUACGACCACACCGGAUGCAACGCCGUCUUGUAUGUCAGAAUGCACGCCCACUACAGAAGCUGCCGCGACUGGCGGUUCCGGAUCGUCGACGCUGAGCAAAGGAGCAAUAAUAGGCAUCGCGGUCGGCGCAAGUGCAGGAGGGCUUUUGGCAAUUAUCGGAAUUGCACUUUGGCUGUGGAGACGACAAAGACGAGGGCCAUCUCGUGCGCCUAGUGUUCGAUCUAUGAGACAAGGCCACAUACUUGGUUGAGGCUAACGACAAAGAGAAAUGAGUGUGAUUAUUUAGCGUACUUCGCGGU